AUGCCGCCGAGAGAAACCGUCCUCAAACAGAUCGAGGGAGCCUCACGAGGCUUCGAAGCCCUCCUCGAUAACGACCUCGUGCAGGCAAAGCAGAUCCUCUCCAGAGAUCCUUACUCGGCGUUCCACCUCGUCGGACUAGGGCUGUCCGCUUUCCUCGCCGCCAUCCUCUCGCGCGAGGACGACGAGCUUCGAAACGCUCAGGAGACGCUGAUUAGGGCAGAGACUAUGGCCAACAACGAGGCGAACGCGAAGCGGGCAAAGGGAGAGACCGCGGGCAUCUUUCCCGGAGGAACCGAGUACAAGCUGUUGACGGGCGACGCGACCAUCGGGCAAGCGUUGAUCGCCAUCAUGUCGGAAUCCUACGUCGAGUUCGUCAAGGCCAUCUGGAAGAUGAACAAGAGCUACAAGAUCUUCAUGGGCAUCUUCAAGACGGUCUUUCCCGAAAACGUGUCCGAGCACGACUCGCUGCACGAUAUCUUCACUCGCCUGAACGACCGGUACCUCGAGCAGACGACGAAGCCUCACCCUGCUGUCGAGUCGUCCGGCGGGUUCUUCUCGUCCUGGGGACGCAAGAAGCCUUCUGCGGUCGCGGCGCCGCACCUCCGACACGUCAGCUCGUCGUCGGCCAUCCCGACCCUCCCCUCGUCUUCCGCCUCGAACGGCGAGCCAGCAAUCGCCGCCUCCGCGCCCGUCUCCGAGCUCCCGUCCCGUUCCGGCUCCUCGACGGACCUCUCCUCCUCCUUCGCAAACAAAGUUACCCUCGCCGACUCAGCCGGCAAUGCCGAAGUCGACUCGUAUCCCUCCCCUUUGUGGGCUAACGACCCGCUCACCAAACUCGUCAUCUCCGGCGCGGCACUCGGAUCUGGCAUGUUUGGACUCAUCUUCUCGAUGCUGCCGCCGAAGAUGAGGAAGAUGAUCUCGUGGUUUGGCUUCUCGAACUCGAACCGCCCCGUGGCGCUCAAGCUGCUCACCAUCGCUGCGAGCACCGGCGACGACGUCCACGGCUACUUCGCCUCGCUCACCCUCGUCACCUUCUACGGCUUCCUCCUCCUCAUGUCGGGCUGGCAAGCCUCCGAACCGACCUACCUCCGCUCUCUCUCCUCCAUCCUUCGCCGCGUACACGACCGCUUCCCGAACGGGACGCUUUGGGUCUUGAAUCGGGCAAAGCUGGCGAGGUACGAGCGACGGAGUGAGGAUGCGGUGGGGAUCAUUGUGGAGGCGUUGGGGAGGGAGGCGAAGGAGGGGAACUCGUUUAGGGAGGCGGAUAGCUUGUUGGUCUUUGAGCUUUCUUGGCUGUACCUCUCGCAGGCUUGCUUCGUCGAGACGGCCGAUGCGAUGGAGCGGAUUCUCAACAGCUGGUCUCACGCGACCUACAUCGCCAUCGCCGCCGGUGCGCUCGUCGACGAGAUCAACGACCAGCGACGACGAGGCGAGACGCCCUCCCCUGCGGUCGUCGAGCGGGCCGACAAGUUGCUGGCCAAGCUUCCCGGCCUGUGCGGCUUGAAGCGCGUUUUCGGCGAGAAGCCCGUCACCGAGGUGUUCAUCCUCCGCCGCCUCGAGGCGCAAAAAGCCAAGCUCGAGCGGUGGAUCCGCGCUGGGCGUUUGAAGGAAGGAGCGAAGUUGUGGGAGGUUGUGCGGAUCUCGAACGCCUCGGAACUCGGGUUGUUCUGGGCGACAAUCGGAGGCCGCUCGCCUGCUUCCGGUGUUCAGAAGCAAAUCGACUUGCUAUCGUCGUUCUCGCCACCGCCGCGCUUCGGUCCGGCGUCCAGCAGCGCUGCGCCCGCGCCGCCUUCCUCGACUCUCGGCAGGACCGAGACCCGCUCUUCCACUCUCAGCGGCAACACCUACCGCCGCCGUACCUCCGUCGCUUCGACCACUCCGUCCGCAACUAUCCCUCCACCUUCUUCCGCGACCGACGACCUCGACACGACCGCCGAGAUCUUGCAGCGCGACCUCCUCCUCGGCAUCCUCUACACGGCCCUCGGACACUACGACUCCUCGCACUACGCCCUGGCAGUCCAGUUCCUCGAUGCCGUCUUGAGCGCCUCACCCGUCGAAGUCGGCGACGAGAAGUGGGUCGUCCCUUUCGCGGGCUGGCACCGCGCUGUCGUCGAACUUAAGGUUGGGGAUGCGGAGACGAAGGAGAUGGAUGGCGCGAAGGCGAGGGAGGUGUGGAGGGGCAAGAUGGAGAAGGCGAAUGGUUGGCUCGAUGCGGUCCUGGCGACCGGCGAGUACGACAUGAAAACAAGGCUCGAGUCUCGCGUCCUGAUGCUCCGCGACGAGAUUCAGAUGAAGAAGGUCAAGGUUGGACUCGCCUAA
Molecule: messenger RNA, 2319 nt
Organism: Rhodotorula toruloides NP11
Lineage: Eukaryota; Fungi; Basidiomycota; Microbotryomycetes; Sporidiobolales; Sporidiobolaceae
Product: mitochondrial outer membrane protein IML2
Exons: 8
Coding region: 1-2319 (772 amino acids)
Cellular component (GO): nucleus; cytosol; mitochondrial outer membrane
Source: RefSeq, a predicted model, not a curated record